Molecule: messenger RNA, 342 nt
Organism: Necator americanus (New World hookworm)
Lineage: Eukaryota; Metazoa; Nematoda; Chromadorea; Rhabditida; Ancylostomatidae
Exons: 1
Coding region: 1-342 (113 amino acids)
Source: RefSeq, a predicted model, not a curated record
AUGUACGUGAAGAGAGGGGUUGGUCAGAGUGAGACAAUCUCACCUGGAAUAUUCGUUGCCACUCUCGAGAAUGCGAUGCAAGAAUUGGAAUGGGAUGACAUGGGAGAGAAGGUUAACAGCCGGCAUUUGCACCAUCUUCGUUUCGCUGAUGACAUCGUUCUAAUACCAUCAAGCGUCAAUCAGGCGGAACGGAUGCUGACCGAAUUUGAUGAAACGAGUAAAAAGAUCGGUCUUUACUUGAACCUAGACAAGAAGGUGUUCAUAAGGAAUGGAUCGGUUUCUGAUGCCCAUUCAGGCUCAGCGGAACGAACAUAUCCGAAUGCACCAACUACGUUUAUCUAG